This is a messenger RNA of Drosophila subpulchrella, 2004 nucleotides long. RefSeq names its product cyclin-dependent kinase 8 (gene Cdk8). The coding region runs from base 559 to 1899 and encodes 446 amino acids. The record is from RefSeq and is a predicted model, not a curated record. Gene Ontology annotation, biological process: protein phosphorylation. The transcript is spliced from 3 exons. NCBI's taxonomy places the organism in Eukaryota, Metazoa, Arthropoda, Insecta, Diptera, Drosophilidae. Gene Ontology annotation, molecular function: ATP binding; cyclin-dependent protein serine/threonine kinase activity; RNA polymerase II CTD heptapeptide repeat kinase activity. Gene Ontology annotation, cellular component: nucleus; mediator complex.
UUUUUACCGUCAACAGUAUAAUGAAGGUUUUCGGUGCUAUUUUUAUUCUUGAAAACCUAGGAAAUGCAACGCUGGGCAAAUGUCCUCCGAAUCUAGUUUGCCCCACAUUAAAAAUUUGUUAAGUUUAAGAGGCAUACCUAACAAUUGUGUAGGUAUAUUGAAAGUAUGUAUUAAUUGCAUUGAAAGUUAAAUGUGUUUCUUUUACCAAAGGAAUUUUUCACAAUUUUUUACUUUAAUAUUACUUUCUUACCGAACUUAGCACCGCAAACCCUAUUAUAAGAACGCUUUGUGAUCUUCUUUUAUAAGUGUUCCUUAACAUUGAAUAAUUCGAAUAUUUAGGGGAACUCACUAAACUGUUAGGCUGUGUAAUUUUUAAAACCAAAUUUAAAUAUAUAUUUUAUAAUCUGGCUAAAGUAAAAAGAUUUGGCGGGGGAAAAUCGAGCUGCUUGCAGCCCUGGUGAACUCUUUUGUUAUCGGUUAUCGGCGGACAGCUGACUGGCGGCAUUCCGAAUUUAUAAACAAUUUGGAAAAUUGCAAUUUGCAAACCUUUUGGGCAAAAUGGACUACGACUUCAAGAUGAAAACGCAGAUAGAGCGUACCAAAGUGGAGGACUUGUUCAACUACGAGGGCUGCAAGGUGGGGCGCGGAACCUACGGCCACGUCUACAAGGCCAAGUGGAAGGAGACGAGCGAUGGCAAGGAGUACGCCUUGAAGCAGAUCGACGGCACUGGGCUGUCCAUGUCCGCCUGCCGCGAGAUCGCGUUGCUGCGCGAACUGAAGCAUCAGAACGUGAUAACCCUAAUCCGGGUUUUCCUGUCGCACAACGACCGCAAGGUGUUCCUGCUGAUCGACUACGCGGAGCACGACCUCUGGCACAUUAUCAAGUUCCAUAGGGCGGCCAAGGCCACAAAGAAGCAGGUGGUUGUGCCGCGGGGCAUGGUGAAGAGCCUGCUGUACCAGAUCCUGGAUGGGAUUCACUAUCUGCACAGUAACUGGGUGUUGCAUCGUGAUCUGAAGCCUGCCAACAUCCUGGUGAUGGGCGAUGGCAACGAGAGGGGUCGCGUCAAGAUCGCCGACAUGGGUUUCGCCCGUCUCUUCAAUGCCCCGCUGAAACCCCUGGCAGAUCUGGAUCCGGUGGUGGUCACCUUUUGGUACCGCGCCCCGGAACUGCUGCUCGGAGCUCGUCACUACACCAAGGCCAUCGAUAUCUGGGCUAUUGGCUGCAUUUUCGCCGAGCUGCUCACUUCGGAGCCUAUCUUUCACUGCCGCCAGGAGGACAUCAAGACCAGCAAUCCGUAUCACCACGAUCAACUGGACCGCAUCUUCAAUGUGAUGGGCUUUCCGCAGGACAAGGACUGGGAGGACAUCAAGAAGAUGCCGGAACAUCACACGCUCACCAAGGACUUUAAGCGCUCCACCUACUCCACCUGUUCGCUGGCCAAAUACAUGGAAAGGCACAAAAUCAAGCCGGACAGCAAGGCCUUCCACCUGCUGCAGAAGCUGCUGCUCAUGGACCCCAACAAGCGCAUCACCUCCGAACAGGCCAUGCAGGACCAGUACUUCCAGGAGGAGCCGCUGCCCACGCAGGACGUGUUCGCCGGCUGCCCCAUUCCGUAUCCCAAGCGUGAGUUCCUCACCGACGACGAUCAGGAGGAUAAGACGGAAAACAAGCGCCAGCAGCAGCAACAGCAGCAGCAGCAGCAACAACAGCAGCAACAGCAACAACAACAGCAGCAAAUGAACGCGGAACCGAAUGCCAAAAGGGUUCGAUUGUCUGGUCAGGGCAACCAGCAAGAUUUCCACCACCAGCAGCAGCAGGCCCAGCAGCAACAACAACAACAGCAGCAGCAACAGAUGAUGUUCAAUCAGCAGCAGAAUUUCCAGCAGCGCUUUAACUGAAAGACUGAUAAAUGCAGCAUUUUUUCUACCCCUCUCACAACUACUCCCUAGCCUUCUAAGUAUUUAAUGACUUUAGCGCGUAGCAAAUACAAGCCAGUAAAGUGU